Messenger RNA from Epinephelus moara (kelp grouper), 4849 nucleotides. RefSeq names its product TSC22 domain family 2 (gene tsc22d2). Gene Ontology annotation, biological process: regulation of transcription by RNA polymerase II. NCBI's taxonomy places the organism in Eukaryota, Metazoa, Chordata, Actinopteri, Perciformes, Serranidae. Bases 712 to 2664 code for a protein of 650 amino acids. The transcript has 3 exons. The record is from RefSeq and is a predicted model, not a curated record.
ACUUCGCUCUUGCCAUCUUGUCGAGUGGUUGGGUUAAGAGCGGCAGGCAGGAGUUAGCUACCCGUUAGCAUACUGCCGCUGUGGUAAAGUGGUUAUCUGUCAGCUAGCUGCUAGUAGCAGCUGCCAAAAGUGAGCUGUCCACACGGCGAAAGGCAAAACUUCGCCUACUUUGGGGCAUUUUCUCUGUCCACCGCUGGGUUAUAUACUCUUUUUGGAAAGCCAAUGGAUUUGUUUACAUCAUGAUGUCGCACAUGCUGGUACCGAGGUAGGGAAAACUAGCUAACGUUAACAUCAGCUAACUUAGCUAGUCGGCAAGAAACACAUAUAUAGCUGAGAGAGACGAGUGGGCUGUGAGUCCGGGCCCGCCUCAGACUAAAGUACCGGUGGCAGCUGCUGAACAAGAACUUUGACAAGGGCCUGUUUGCAACUCCGCUGCCCGGACACAGGAAAGGCCGACCGGGUGUCAGAGAGGCCGGCGUGGGAGAACAGCAGUCGCCCGUGUGCUGUGACCGGACACCUCGUUGGGAGUUUCGCAGGGUCUGGCCCAGGUUGUGACACUUUUCUCCGACAAGAGAGAGGAAGAGGAACGCUAUGGAAAUGUCCUGUGACGGUACGUGUCUGUGUCAUAUCCCUCAGCUGUGAAUAACUUCGCAAGACAUUAGUACAGCACUUUUUAUCUGGGGGCAGACAAACUUGACGCAGAUAGUCACCAUGUCGAAAAUGCCGGCGAAGAAGAAAAGUUGUUUCCAGAUCACGAGUGUAACGCAGGCUCAGGUGGCGGCCAGCAGCAUCACCGAUGACACCGAGAGCCUUGACGAUCCGGACGAGUCCCGCACAGAGGACGUGUCGUCGGAAAUAUUUGACGUCUCUCGGGCCGACCUCGGGGUGUGUGAGAGGAGUUCAUCCGAGGAAACCUUAAACAACGUAGGGGAGCCUCAGGAGGGCCAGCCGCCAAGCACAGGUCCUGUCAACGGGGGGCUGUCUUAUAAAAGUUUAGGCACUGGUCGUGUCACCCCACACAAUUUAGGAGGAAGUGUGCCUGUGCCAGCUACAACUCAACCUAUUGUUCCGAGCUCAGCCACCAGCACAGUUCCUGCUGCCACUGUCUCCACCAGCGUGGCUCACACAGCUCCUGUGAACACCAGCUGUAGUUCCCGUUUCAGGGUCAUUAAACUUGACCAUGGUACCGGAGAGCCCUUCAGACGGGGCAGGUGGACAUGCACUGAGUUCUAUGAAAGAGAUUCAGAUUCAAAUGUUAAUCGAACUGUGGAUAGCAUAAAGCCAGCUGUAAUCCAUGAUCACAGCAUAGACAGGGACAGUGGGCUAGGGGCCACCAGCAACUCUGUGGUCACUAGCAGUGCUUUUUCUGCACAGGUGUCGGACAACAGCGGGGACAGUGGCCACUCCACCAUGCACCCUGCCCACCCCUACCCUCAAGAGCCUCUACAGCCAGGCUACAGCUUGGCUCCUCGGAUAGGGAGUGGAGCAAGUGCCUUCCAGCCCACAGGGUAUACAACUGCAACAUCGCAACAACAGGCUCAGGUCAAUAUGCAGCCUGUUGCUCCCCAGACCUUCCUCUCUAAUAGCCUCAAUGGUGUGCAUCAUGGUGCCAUGCACCAGAAGUCUCCCAUUAUGCCUCCUGCCUCGCAGGCCCAGCAGUAUGCCUAUUCUACUCAUCCUACUGGCCACUCAGCUGGCCAGGCGGACUAUCGUCAGCAGCACUUUGUCUCAAGCACUCAGAGCCUUCCCAUGUCUGCCCACCCUGUGGGGCAUCCAACCAGCCAGGUACCGUCGCCUCUAAUCACCCCUGCUGGUCCGGGAGCCCAGGGGCUGGGUGGGGAGGCAGCCACAGCCCAGCCCCUGCAGCCUCUCCUGCUGCAAGUGGCCAACAUAUCAGCCAUGGCACCCAUCCCUCCAGGAAGUAGCCAACAGCAGCAUGUCAGCAUCGCUCCUGCACCUUCCAUCGCCACCACCACCUCCCACAGCGGUGUCCAGAACACACCUGCCACAGUGCCCAGUACCACCAACGCCCCUCCGGGAGUGCCAAGUCAGGCGCCUGGCACAGGAGGACUCGUCAAGCCUCACGGAGCCCACGGAGGAGCAACAACAGUCCUGCCUUCCGUCUUCAGUAACCAGGCAGAAGAUAGUAGGCAGAAGUCUGAUGCCCUACCUCAGCCCGGUGCAGUUGUGGUGCCAGGGAAAGAUGGUGUAAAGCCUUUCAUCGGUGAGGGCCUCGGCCUGCCCACCCCUGCUGUCAACAGCCUGUUUGGCAUCCAUAUUACCAUGGAUGUAGAUGAGGACAGUGCAUCCGGUGCCAGUGUCGUAGCCAUCGACAACAAGAUUGAGCAAGCGAUGGAUUUGGUGAAGAGCCACCUGAUGUACGCUGUUCGUGAGGAGGUGGAGGUGCUGAAGGAGCAGAUCAAGGAGCUUUACGAGAGGAACUCGGUGUUGGAGCGCGAGAACGCCGUGCUGAAGUCGCUGGCCAACGCGGAUCAGCUCGGUCAGCUGACUAAUCAGCUCAACCAAGGCAGCAGCACGUCGCCGCCGCUGCAACAGCAACACCAACACCCGCUCGUUACAAACAACAACAACAACACCGCCCCCUCGGCUCACCACGAGGGGAGUCAGAGCAUCCCUCACCAGCCCAACAUCACUUCGGCGUGAUCCCCGUUACCCCCAGUAAACGCGUUUAAAGACACACCUCCCACGGACAGGAGCGGAAGAUCCUGUUAGUAAAGACAACAACUGCUACCGUCCCCUCAGCUUCAUAAAGCAAAAGGCUCGGCCCUGCAUUCAAUAUGCUCCAUUCAAGGAAAAAUCAACAACAGCCACAUCUUUGUUUGCGAGAGCCAUGCUUCAGUGUGUGCACGCUGCCGUCACCGGGCUUCACAUCAUUGAGACAUUCACCACCCCUCGAAGAGUCUUAUCCUGAGCCCACGGUUGGCUGCGAGAAAGCUGGAAACGAAGGAGGGGCAGGGGUGCCGGUGCACACCAUCAAACAUAAAACUGCAUGCUGUUCUUGUGCAGGAGGACGGGGUCAAAGGGCACAGGGAGCUCGGUUCGUUGGGGCAACAAGCGGUCGAAGAGGGCGGCGCAACCCUGCGAGGGCCCAGCGAGGUCCUGUAACAUCCAGCAGGGACUGUCCUCCCAGUGUCUCCAACCCCACUCGCUCCAGGGCUGUAAGAGGCCAGAGCGCCGAGGGAGAAGUGGGGGAGAAGAUUCAUCCUCCCUGAGCGGAGGAGGACGCCGGGUUGCGAGUCAAGAGCCUCGGCUUGUUAUAUGCUGCAACAAAAGCUUGUGUUGUUUUUCUCAGAGCCACCGUACUUUGACAUGAAUCAUAAUACUUUUUUUUUUUCAUUAGUUCAGUUUUAGUAUUUGCAUUUAUUUAUUUCAGGGCUGCUAUUUUCAUAAUGUAAAUGAAAUGUCAUGGAGAUACUCAUUAACACACACACAAAAAGAAAACCUUUCUCUUUGGUCUUUUUGGUCUUUUAGAAUCUGUCAGGUAUUAAAAAUUUGGUAGUCUCUUGCAACAAGUAGAUCUCAAUAAGUAGGCAAUAAGUUCCAUAAUAGGCAAUUUUCUUUCCAUGAAAUAGUGCUAACACUAAAGCGAGCUUACAUUAGAUGAAAUUCAGGUUGAAUGUAUAUUUUGUAAAGUGUAAAGUAUUAAGAGCAAAGGAGGGUUUGUACAGGAGAACACCUGUUGUUAAGAUGUGAUGGGAUGUUUUGAUAAAGAAAACUAUCAGUUUCACUUUUUCUAGACUUUCUUUGUCAAAAAAAGAAAACAGAAAUUAAUUUGGGGGUUCGGUCGGGGGGGAUGAAAAGCUGUGAAAAUAGUUCGACCUACUUUAUAACCAAAGACGCAAAGCUGUGUAAUUCUUUUGCCCCCCGCCCCAUUUUUAAAUGCACACUCAUAUUUGUUUUCUACUCUCUCCUUCCCUAUAUUUUUUUUGUUGCUGUUUUGCAUGUUCUGCAUGAUCUAUAAUCAAACCACUUUCUUACCUCAUGUUUUUAUCCAGCACUCUUAUUUUUCUGUCGAGAUGUCAAGUCUGAACGAUUGUGAAAGGAUUUAUGAAAGAGAAAGGGAACAAUGGGCGGAGAGGGGCGGAGUAAGUCGUCGAGGGUAAGGAUAAUAAUACAUUUAAAAAAAAAAAAGAAUAGCGAGGUGUUUGUGUCGGAUGGAGAGAAGGGCCCCGUGCACAAAACAUUAGUUAGAAAAGGAGCCAUCUUUUUUUUCCCAUGUAAAUGCUGUGUUGAAUUUCAUAUGCAGAGAAAAAGGUUUUGUUACAUUGCAAAUUUUAAUGUAUUUAAUGAAUGCAGCAUUUAGAUUUCGAUUGUAGUGUUCCAACACUUUGCUUACAAAGGAAAAAAAUAAUACCUGCAUAAAAAAGAAAAAAACAAAACAACGGAAUCUAUUAAACAUUUCACACUGAAAAGCUGGAACCCAGUCGAUUGUGUGUGAGCAUAUUAUGGGAUGUCCUGUCUGUGUCAUGUCUUUUGUGCCUCCUGUGCCGUCGUCUGCUGUCGCCAGGCGAUCCGGUUUCUUUCUCUGUGGCUUAGAACCAAACCAAAAUGCUUGGUAAUUGUACAAUCAGUCAUCUUUCUACAGGAUGGACUCUUUGAUUUCCUUAUUUUUUUUGUUUUGCAAACGGGCUUAUUUCCUUUGUCCUUAGAUUUUUUUUUUUUUUCAUUUUUUUUUUUCCAUUUGAAGGAGAUGCCGUGUACAUGCCAAGUGUACUGUAUGAAAGUGAUCACUGAGCCUUGGAGAAAAUAUCUUAACAAUGCCCUUGUAAUGUGCUGUUCAGACAAUUUUAGUUUUCAGUCAAAAAUAAAUUACUGUUUUAUUAAGAGA